This is a messenger RNA of Phoenix dactylifera (date palm), 1209 nucleotides long. Its product is annotated as DDRGK domain protein. NCBI's taxonomy places the organism in Eukaryota, Viridiplantae, Streptophyta, Magnoliopsida, Arecales, Arecaceae. The record is from RefSeq and is a predicted model, not a curated record. Gene Ontology annotation, molecular function: ubiquitin-like protein ligase binding.
UCCUCUAUGCUCUAGGCCCGAGCACCGCGUAACCCCAAAAGACUUUUGUUCGGCGCAAGAAUCACCGGACGAGAGAGAGAUCGAGGGGGGAGCGAGAGAGAAAGAGAGCGGGACAGAUGGAGGAGAUCAUAGUGGGCGUCCUCUGUAUGCUUCUCGUGUUCGCUCUCUUUCCUCUUCUUUGGUGGAGGCGCCGCCUCAUCGCUCGAUCCCCUCACGAGCACGAUGAAGAACCCCAACGCCAACAGGUAGAAAGAGUAGUUCACCCUGCUAGGACUCGUCGCAUGCAUCGGAGGCCAGCCGCUGCAAGUUCAUCUGCUGCCUCAACAAGUGCAGAAGCUCUUGUUGAAAGUGAUGAGGAGGUGGCUGAGGGUGAUUAUUAUGUUGCUAAAGCAUCUAAGAAAAAGGAAAAGAAAAAACAAGAGCGUGAAGCACAAAGACAGGCUGAGGAAGCAGCACAUGAAUUAAGAACGACAAAGCAAGAUCGCUAUGCAGAAAUGCGUAGGAAGAAGGAUGAGGAGCGUGAAGCACAAGAACGUUUGAUGGAGGAAGAAGCUAGGGCUCGGCAAGCCAAGGAGGAAGAAGCUGCGGCUCUAGAUUUUGAGAAAUGGAAAGGAGAAUUUUCAGUUGAUGCUGAGGGUACAACAGAAAAUGAACUGCAAGAUGAGAACCAAGGUCAACUCUUUAAUUUUGUGGAAUACAUCAAGAAACAGAAAUGUGUCCCAUUGGAAGACCUUGCAGCAGAAUUCAAGCUGCGCACUCAGGACUGCAUCAAUCGAAUAAUAUCACUGGAGAAUAUGGGGAGAUUAUCUGGUGUCAUGGAUGAUCGUGGCAAGUAUAUAUACAUCUCACCUGAGGAAAUGAAGGCAGUUGCAGAUUACAUCAAACGGCAAGGAAGAGUCAGCAUUUCACAUCUUGCCAGCAAAUCCAACCAGUUCAUUGAUUUGGAGCCAAAGCCACAGUUUGAUGAACAAAAUUCAGAUGGGAUUGCUGUUGCAUAGGCCUUGUCUAAAUAUAUGUGACUAUCCGUAUGUUGGCUUCUGUCACCUCUAUGCUUUUUCGUUACCAUGAUGUAUAUACCGCACUCACAACAGGUUUUUCAACUUUUUCCUUAAAUACAGUAGCCUAACCCUCCCCCUGUAUGUUAUUAUUAUUAUUAUAUUUUUCCCCCCCGUUGUUUGGGCUUGGGGUAUUGGGAUAAAACACCCUGUA